AUGGACAUCAAUUCAUUGCUUUCCCCGGACUCGAAUGCGAAGUCUGGGAUCUCAGCGCCCGCUCCCGGUGCUACGUCGAGCAACGCAUCGGCCCUGGCUGCAGGCCCGUCCCCUCACAAGGCAGUUCAGCGGGCGCGAGGUCCUGGUCGCAAAAACAAGACAUCUUCGCCUCUUGCGCAGCAAGUCUAUGCUCCUACCGGACUGCCUGAAUCUUCGCCCACUGUAACCAGUCCCUCCGUUAGCCCCAACGUCACCGCUGCCGGGAAUGGAACUUCCCCUUCGACCGACCGGCCGCCAUCGAGACAGCCCUCUAAUGGAAUGGAUACACUGGCAGACUUGGCCUCAAUGCAGCACCAUCAGCCACCGCCACCCCAACCCCAACCUCAACAGCAGCAACAACAACAACAACAACAGCAAAAGCAGCAGCAUGCGCAGCAUCACCAGCGUACGGCGCGCCAGAACGCACCUAACAUGUUGAGAAACGCCGAGUUUCACCAGAGCCAACUGUCUCCAUCUACCAUCCACCCUCACGUGAACCAAAUCAACCAUAACACCCCCACCCCCCGCACUUCGUUCGACCUAGCCAUGGCGGAUGGUCCACGGGAAAGCGCGCAAAGGAAUUACGUCCAGACGUCGUUGGACCCCGAAGCGCAGCAUUUGGCAACAGAGCUGUUCAACAAAAUUCAAGAGAAUCCCCACACCUACGAGGCCCACGUUCAAUUCAUCGGGUUAUUGCAUGCGGGCUUUGUGAACCAUGUCUACCCGCCCAACAACCCCGAUAUCCAUGGCGACCCUCGUCGGUAUGAUCUCCUCAAGGAUUUGAGGACUGCCCGUGAGGAAAUGGACAAGCUUUUCGCCAUGGGGGAGGACCUUUGGGCCGAGUGGAUUCAAGACGAGAGCAUGCUUGCGCACACGGUUAUGGAACGCACCUCUGUAAUGGAGCUGUGUCAGCGAUCAGUCGAGGAAGAGUUUGGCUGCACUAAGCUUUGGCACAUCUAUGGCGAAUGGGUGCUCUAUCUGUACAAUGCAACAUCCGGCGAACAUGGAGCUGGCCAGUGGACCGAAGAAGAUCGGAUGAUUGGACGCGAAGUGUUCACGUGGCAGACGGUCCUGGACGUGUGGCAGCGAGCGGCGGAAGCGACCCAGUGGCGUAUUAACAACAGCCACCUCGUUUGGGAUCGAUUCCUGGAGCUCUUGACUCAGGAUCUCACUCGAGCUCCUUCUCAAGAGAAGAUCAACCACCUCCGCGGAUUGUAUGAGGUGCGACUACAGACCCCUCAUGCUACUUGGGACCAGACCUUCCAGACCUUCUCCGGCUUUAUCUCUACUUAUUUCGAAUCCAACUAUGAGGAUAUUAUGUCGGAGACGGUAGCCCAGGCGUCAUCCUCGAAAAAUUUCUACGCCGCAAGAGAAGAAUUCGAGCAUCGACUCAGCAAGGCCCAGGAUUCCGGUGACAAGUCUGUCGAGUGGAACUUGUACAGGGAAUACAUUGAUUGGGAACUCAGUCGUAACCGCCGGCGACGAGAAUUCCACUUUGAGCUCGUCAAUGCUGUUUACCAGCGUGCUGUUCUGCGCUUCCCUACCGAUGUCUCUUUGUGGGAGGACUAUAUCAUGUUCCUCAUCGGCGAAUCUAUGCAUGGCCACGCUUCUACCACGACACUUGCAACUUUGGACCGUGCCACACGCCACUGCCCUUGGUCUGGUAACCUCUGGUCCCAGUACCUGCUGAGUUCUGAGCGAGAAGGACAGUCUUUCUCCAAGAUCUCGGGCAUCAAGCACAGAGCCACUAGUACGGGCCUGCUGGAUGCUGGUGGUAUGGAAGAAGUGCUGAAAGUUCACACGACCUGGUGCAGCUAUCUCCGUCGACGUGCAUUCCUUUCUGACGCCACCGACGAAGACUUGGAUGUUGCAGAGGUGGGAAUUCGGUCGGCAAUCGAGAGUGUGCAAGAAUUGGGCGAGAAAAAGUAUGGUCGGUCCUACCAGGGAGACCCUCAUUUCCGCCUGGAACGUAUCUAUAUUCGCUAUCUCAGUGAAAGUGGCAGUUGGGACAGUGCGCGGGAGACGUUCAAGGGCCUCGUUCCGCGUCGUGGCGACAGCUACGAGUUCUGGCUCACCUACUACAGCUGGGAGCUCGUCUGCUGGAGCAAGUUCGUCCAGGGAGAAGCCACAGUCGAUGCUGCCCGGCGCACUCCCAAUCCUAGCUUUGCGACGGCGGUUCUCAAACAGGCAAUCAAGCGUGAAGACCUCGACUGGCCUGAGAAACUUGUGCAGACCUAUAUUGCUCACUGCGAGGAUUACGAAGAUGCGGAUGAAUUGCAGCUUGCCGUGAUUGAGACGCGCAAGGCCGUGCGAGCCGUCACUGCUCGGAGAGAGCGAGAGGCGCGCGAAGCCGCGGCUGCACAACAGCAGCAACAGGAGCAGCAGCAGCAGCAGCAACAGCAAUGGGAAGCCGCUGCCGAAGCUGCUUCUACCUCGGAAAAGCGCAAGCGCGAAGACGAGAAGGAGAAUGGGGAGCCCACCAGCAAGAAAGUCCGUGCUGAGGAGGUGGCCCCGGAACAAGGAGCUGCCGAGCCUCAACCUCUCGCCCGCGAUCGUGAGCAUGCGACUGUCGUAGUCAAAAACCUUCCCCGGGAGACCACUGAGCAUAAUGUGCGACAGUUUUUCCGCCACAGCGGCACCAUCAACGGUGUCAAGAUGUUGCCCGGGCCAGAUGGAGACUCUGAAGUUGCGGUUAUUGAGUUUGAGACGAAGGAGGAAGCUCUGGCGGCGCUGACACGCGAUCAAAAGACCUUCAAUGGAAACACCAUUGAAGUCAUGCUGGAGUCUGAAUCCACCUUGUGGGUUACAAAUUUCCCUCCGACCGCAGACGAGGAGUACAUUCGCAAUCUCUUCAACAAGUACGGCCAUGUCGUUGAUAUUCGCUUCCCAUCGCUCAAGUAUCAAACUAAGCGUCGGUUCUGCUACGUGCAGUUUGCUACUGCCAGCGCAUCACACCAAGCUACGGAGUUGAACGGGACAGAGGUCGAGAAGGGCUACAAGCUCGUUGUGAAGAUCUCCGACCCGUCUCAGAAGGAAAAGCGUAAUGGCGCAAUGCAGGAAGGCCGUGAAAUCUUCUGCAAAGGCUUUGAUUGGAAACUCAAGGAAAGCGAUGCCCGUGAGGCAUUCUCCAAGUUCGGCACUAUCGAAAAUCUUCACCUCCCACUCAACGCCGAUGGCGCCCACCGAGGGUUCUUCUUCGUGGCUUAUAGUUCCAAGGAAGAAGCCGAGGCCGCUCUUGUCAUGGACCAACAACCCCUUGGAAGACGUCAAUUAUCUGUGAAAUUGAGCGGGGAUACCGGCGCUAAGCGCAUGGCUAGUACUAUCAUCUCCCAGGUUGCCACAUCGGCUUCGCCGCCUCCCGAGGCCAACGGUAACAUCCCCGGUGUGGUGGAAACGGUCGGUGGCCGAUCGGAACGUACUCUCGCCCUGAUGAAUGUUCCCGAUACUGUUAACGAUGCUCGUGUCCGCGCGUUGGUCGAACCGUUUGGCCGACUAGUCAAGAUUGUCCUUCGCCCGGAUCACCAGGGUGCCAUCGUCGAAUACGUUGACGUCCAUGAUGCUGGCAAGGCUUCCUUGGCACUUGAGGGCAAGGAGAUUGCCCCCGGACGCCCGCUUCAUAUCGGAAGUGUGGAUGAGAUGCUCAAGUUGCAGGCGGAGAAGAAGACGGAUCGUAUUACUUCGAUCAAACAGGAGAAGCCAAAACCUUCCCUCCAACCAGCAGGCCCGAUCAGGCGCCCUCAGCAGCCCGGUGCCCGUGGUGGCCGCCGAGGGGGACUGGGCUUAAAACGAGCCCCUGCUGCACCUGCUUCUAGUGCGGCAUCGGAAAAAGACAAGAUGGACACCAGUGCCGACAGUAAGGGUGGCGAGAGUGUGCCGUCCAAGAAGAGCAAUGAUGAUUUCCGUGCGAUGCUGGGACAGAAGCGCACGGAGUGA
Messenger RNA from Penicillium subrubescens, 3972 nucleotides. RefSeq names its product U6 snRNP complex subunit PRP24. The coding region runs from base 1 to 3972 and encodes 1323 amino acids. Gene Ontology annotation, molecular function: mRNA binding; protein binding. Lineage: Eukaryota; Fungi; Ascomycota; Eurotiomycetes; Eurotiales; Aspergillaceae. The transcript is spliced from 2 exons. The record is from RefSeq and is a predicted model, not a curated record. Gene Ontology annotation, biological process: RNA processing. Gene Ontology annotation, cellular component: ribonucleoprotein complex; nucleus; cytoplasm.